AUGAAGAAGGUCCUCAUCUUCACCACAGCUAUCGCUUUACUACGACUUGGCUACGCAACCAUCCAGUCGGGACAGCACCAAGCGAAAGAGCCAUAUCCAGGCCAAUUAAUAUACCAACCUCCGAACCAAUACCCUCUUGACCCAAUCUCUAUCGCCAGCGAUCAUAAUCAUCAAUCGCCAUCCACAAGCCCUCCUCACACCUCCCAUGACUCCCCUCCCACAGGCCCCUCCCACCCCACCACACCCUCCUCCCCCAAUACAUCCCCAUCCUUCCACCUCGGCACCACAGGUACCCACUGGGGUAUCGUCUACUUCCCGUACACGCCAGAUUCCCUCUGCGCGCCCGCCCUCUCCAUCCGCUCCGACAUUGCCUCCAUAGCCCGGAAAGGCUUCCGUUCCAUCCGCCUCCACAGCACCGACUGCUUCGCCCUCCAAAAAGUCGGUUCGGCCGCGCGCCUACACAAUCUCCGUCUAAUCCAGGGCAUCCACGUAGACGAGAGCGGCGACCUCGAGCUCUUAGCGCAGCAGAUCCGCGAACUUGUCUCUUGGGCCGAAGAAGACCCCCAUAAUUGGGAGUUGAUCGAGCUGGUCGUGCUGGGCGAGGAGCUGCUGACUUCUCACAUCAUGUCGCCGGCGCGGCUAGCGGACCUGCUCAUCUCUGUCCGGAAUACUCUGCGAGAAGCUGGGUAUCAAGGCCCGGUAACGACCACCGACGCGCUCGCAACCCUCCAAAAACACGCCGCUACGCUCUGCCCCGUCCUCGACGUCCCAGCCUCCAACAUUCACCCCUUCUUCCAUGCCUCCGUUCCGCCGUCGCUCGCAGGGACGUACGUCUCCACCGCACUCGACGAGCUCGACAACCUCUGCGAAGAACACGUAAGGCGGGGCAUUCGGGGCGUGAAUCUGGAGACAGGGUGGCCACGGAGUGGCAAAGCGAAUGGUUUGGCGGUGCCAGGGCGGGUCGAGCAGAUGGAUGCAAUUGAGGGGAUCAAGGAGCUGGCGGGGGCGAGGUCAGUGUUUCUGGGGUGGGGCGACGACGUAUGGAAAGAGGAGGGGGAGCUAGGGGUGGAGAGUGCGUGGGGUGCGGGGCAUUUAUUUGGGAGGGAGGAUGAAGUGAAUGAAGAAGGGAGAGAGGGCGUGAGAGAUGAGGUGUGA
Messenger RNA from Bacidia gigantensis, 1155 nucleotides. RefSeq lists its product as uncharacterized. Gene Ontology annotation, biological process: cell wall organization. The record is from RefSeq and is a predicted model, not a curated record. The transcript has a single exon. Bases 1 to 1155 code for a protein of 384 amino acids. NCBI's taxonomy places the organism in Eukaryota, Fungi, Ascomycota, Lecanoromycetes, Lecanorales, Ramalinaceae. Gene Ontology annotation, molecular function: 1,3-beta-glucanosyltransferase activity; glucan endo-1,3-beta-D-glucosidase activity. Gene Ontology annotation, cellular component: fungal-type cell wall; cell surface; extracellular region.